AUGCCGGAUGCGCAGCAAUCGCUGCAACCUGCAUCCUCCUUUCGAGCCCGUCGCGGUGGCCGGGUGGAGCUUUCCACGGAGGAUGAUUUGGAAGAUCUGCUGGCGAAAGUGGAUGAUACAGUCCCAGAGUUUGAUCCACAGGAGUACAUCCGGCCGGGUGUUACAGAGGCGGAAAUUCUGGAGAUGAAGGGCGCCUUUGACCUGCUCGAUGUAGAAGGUAAAGGCCGCCUGAACCUGGAGGAAGCCAUCGACAACUUGGAGAACCUUGGAUGGGACAGGCUGGAGCAGGAGCCGUUGAUGGUUGCUAUCCGUGCUUGCCGGCGCAAAGCGCCGAAGACGGACUUUGCAGGGUUCAUGGAUGCGAUUGGUCCGCUCCUGGCCGCGACUGAGCCUACCCAGGAGAGUCUGAGGCGCGCCUGGCGCCUCCUCGAUGAAAACCGCAAGGGCCACAUAGACAUGGAGGAUCUGAGCCGAGUCGUGCACAGCUUUGGCCUGGAGCUCUCCGUCGAAGAACUCCGCGACAUGGUUAGUUUCUGUGACAAGAACGGCAGCAGCGAGAUCACCUUCGACGAAUUCUACCAGAUGCUCUCACGCCAUCAGUAG
Messenger RNA from Symbiodinium necroappetens, 603 nucleotides. NCBI's taxonomy places the organism in Eukaryota, Dinophyceae, Suessiales, Symbiodiniaceae. The record is from the annotation of a GenBank genome assembly.